CUUACAGCGCCAGGGACACCCAGCGCUGACCCGGUGAGAUGCUGCCUGCUACCUCCUGCGGGCAGGGGGGAGCACGGAGGGUCCGUGCCCCUUCCCGCACUCCCUGCCUGCCCUCUCGCUGCUGCAGUAAAACCCAUCUGCCCACACCGCCCGCCCACCUCUGCGGGGCUGGGGAGAAGGAGCUGGGAGCUGCCAUCGCUGGGGGCUGGUGGAGAUUUGGGAUGGUGGCAUGCGUCUGUGUCCCACAGAGGAUGGAGGCCAUCAAGAAGAAGAUGCAGAUGCUGAAGCUGGACAAGGAGAAUGCCCUGGACCGGGCGGAGCAGGCAGAGGCUGAGCAGAAGCAGGCAGAGGAGCGGAGCAAGCAGCUGGAGGAUGAGCUCGCCGCCAUGCAGAAGAAGCUGAAGGGGACGGAGGAUGAGCUGGACAAAUACUCUGAGGCCCUGAAAGAUGCCCAGGAGAAGUUGGAGCUGGCGGAGAAGAAGGCGGCAGACGCUGAGGCAGAAGUGGCAUCUUUGAAUCGCCGUAUCCAGCUGGUAGAAGAAGAGUUAGACCGAGCCCAGGAGCGCCUUGCCACAGCUCUGCAGAAGCUGGAAGAGGCAGAGAAGGCUGCAGAUGAAAGUGAAAGAGGCAUGAAAGUCAUUGAAAACAGAGCUCUGAAGGAUGAGGAGAAGAUGGAACUGCAGGAGAUCCAGCUCAAGGAAGCCAAGCACAUUGCAGAGGAGGCAGACAGGAAGUAUGAGGAGGUGGCUCGGAAACUGGUGAUCAUAGAAGGAGAUCUGGAACGUACUGAAGAGAGAGCUGAGCUUGCAGAGUCUCGUUGCCGGGAGCUGCAGGAGCAGAUCAGAGUGAUGGACCAGAACUUGAAGUGUCUGUCUGUUGCUGAAGAAAAGUACUCUCAAAAAGAGGAUAAAUAUGAAGAAGAGAUCAAGAUCCUGACUGAUAAACUCAAAGAGGCGGAGACCCGUGCUGAAUUUGCUGAACGGUCUGUAGCCAAGCUGGAGAAGACCAUUGAUGAUUUGGAAGAUGAGCUCUAUGCCCAGAAACUGAAGUACAAAGCAAUUAGUGAGGAACUGGACCACGCCUUGAAUGACAUGACUUCCAUUGCCCGAAGAGCCCUUCAUGAACAGAGUUUUGAUGAAAUGGGACACCUCCCGUGGUUUCCUCAGAGCGCCUGUACAGCCAGCUUGAGAAAAACCGCCUGCUCUCUAAUGAGCUGAAGUUAACGCUGCAUGAUCUGUGUGACUGAGAAGGGGGCCCACUAAUACCAUUAAACAAGCUUAUUGCGACCACCAAUGCUGUGGACCACAGUGAAAUCUGAUCUUUCUUAAGACUGGCAGACUUGCAAAUUUUAUGCAAUUGCUGCUAUUUAAUGGGGCACUCGAAUUUAUCCUUUAAUUUAUUUAAGAAUUCGUUGUUGUGGUUUUUUUUGGUUUUUUUUUUUUUUUAUAAAGGUAACCUCUGUUCUUUGUGAAGUAACCCUCAGACUUGGCUGGUUUUUGAGCAGUCUUGUUCACUUGUCCAGGGGGUCCUGCCUGGCUCCUCCAUGGAACCAGAAUGGCUGCACCCACCAAGAGAGGGGUGGGGUGAAGUUAGGCUUAUGUCUGCUAAAAGAUGCCUGUCAAGUGCUAUGACUUAAUUUACUGUUAGCUGAAUGACUGUAGGAUUUCCUGCUGCAUGGAAUGAUGGCUUCUAACAAUAAAUGACUGACCUUGUGGUCUGUAAGACACUGCGUACCUGUAGUACUUUCCUAUAUAGUUGAGUCCUAACCUAGAAGGUUUGGGGGAAGCAGUCAUUCCUGGGGCCUGACCCCAAUGCAGCUGCAGAGCCCCAGAAAAGGUUGGGAAAGCUCAUGGGCAUCUUGAAAGCAAGUCCCAAAAUCCACAGCAUGAAGCUGUGUCUUGAGUGCCUGCAGGCACAAAUCUCUAAAUGCUGCAGUUGCUAGUGCUCUAGGAAGGCUGCUUCUUGCUCUGUGCACAGUUUCUGACCCUGGGGAGGUUGGGGAGUGGCUUUGAGAAACUGCCUGUGCCUAAAGGACAUCUUUCUACAGCCUGUCUGUCCAGUGUCCCAGCGUGUGGAUCUCUUCAGUGAUAAGGAUGGGCUCACCUUUGGAGUAAAGCCUACCUAGAGCACUAGUUGCUGAUCUGAGCUCUCCUCCUGGCUUAAGGAACAUAUAAACUGAAAUCCACCAAAGAGGAGCAUCUCUGCACGCAAAGAAUGCUGGACCAGACCCUACUAGACCUGAACGAGAUGUAAUGGAUCCCUGCUACUGCCUCCGCCACAUGCCUGGGAGGGCCAGCCCAGCUGCUGCUGACCUCUAACCCUUGGGGACCAGAGUUUACUUUCUGUUGCCAACUUGACCAAACACAAAUCUUGUCCUUCGCCUCAGGGUUAAAGGCCAUCAGGUUGGGCAGAGCUUCAAACAGCAUUAUUAAGGGAAAUAAACAAUGCAAUAAUGUUUGGGGAGCAUGUUUGAGAUGUAUACAUUUUGUAACUACCUUUUUUUGUAGCAACCAUUGUAAACAUUCCAAAUAACUUGUGAGAGGCUGGUGAGCUAUACUUCAAAGCUCUUGGCUUUAAAAUUGGGUAUUAACCUUCUGUUAAUCAGCUCUGGACCACCCUGCUUUGGCAGGGGAGGAAGGAGGGUGUGACAGUUCUGGCUGUGGCCACUGAAUCAAAGUAGCUGGGCUAGGGAUGAAAGCCUGUUGGGAAGUCUUCCUUUCCAGGAGUUGUUUGCCAAAAGAGCAGUUCAGUUUCUCAGCUUUAAGAUAACUCUGUGUUGUGGAGAAGCAACUUGGGUGAAAGGAGACUUUUUUUUUUUUUUUAAAGCCAAGCCUGUUAUCUGAACAAUUGAUCCUUCGCAGGGGUUGUUUCCCUUCCCUGCCCUCACCCCGCGCCCCCCCCCCCCCCCGCCACUGUUGGCCACUCCCUUUCCUGGUAGGCUUAGAGAAGCCAUGGCCCCUCUAGCCCAUCGCUACACAGGGGUUGAAUUUGCCUUCACUAAGUGCUGAUGCACCAAGCUUUAUCGCUCAUUGUCGGGUUACACUUAACAGCUUAAGUACAACAGCCUUGCUUUCUUGGAGAAGUUUUUUUUGCCUACCCUGAAGGAGGGAACCGAGGCCUUCCCUCCUGGCCAGGAGUGCUCUUAGUGUCUUAAUAAGGUACAAGCCAUCUUGCUGUGCAUUGCUGAUGUGUAGUUGUUGUGAGGCGUGAGUGUGGAGAUGGGUCAAGCUCGCGGUGUGUAGCUUGUGGUUUGAGCAUGCUGCUUGGUUGUAGCAGUUCUAGGGGCCAAUCUGGAGAAAAGGAACCCUAUCAAAGUGUUUUGAUACUAAAUUGAAAAAUUGUCUUACUGUCUUUUGAAAUAAAAACCAGUCCCUCCA
This is a messenger RNA of Harpia harpyja (harpy eagle), 3377 nucleotides long. RefSeq names its product tropomyosin 3 (gene TPM3). Gene Ontology annotation, biological process: actin filament organization; muscle contraction. Gene Ontology annotation, cellular component: actin filament. NCBI's taxonomy places the organism in Eukaryota, Metazoa, Chordata, Aves, Accipitriformes, Accipitridae. The record is from RefSeq and is a predicted model, not a curated record. Gene Ontology annotation, molecular function: actin filament binding. The coding region runs from base 39 to 1217 and encodes 392 amino acids. The transcript has 13 exons.